Messenger RNA from Eremothecium sinecaudum, 1335 nucleotides. RefSeq names its product HHL107Wp. The coding region runs from base 1 to 1335 and encodes 444 amino acids. The record is from RefSeq and is a predicted model, not a curated record. NCBI's taxonomy places the organism in Eukaryota, Fungi, Ascomycota, Saccharomycetes, Saccharomycetales, Saccharomycetaceae. The transcript is spliced from 2 exons.
AUGGAUGAAUUCGAUUCAGUUGCUCGCAGUCUAUCAAGUAUCCGUCUAUUGGAUAAUGAAACUUGGCUUACAAGGAGGACGACUUUGCCAAAUUCAAUAAAUAUGACAAAAGCUGCUAUACAAGUAGAAUCUAGUUAUUUAUAUCCAGGGAUUGUAAAAGGGUAUCUGUCUCCUCUAAACUGUACUGAAAUGAAUGGGAUCAUAAAUAACCGCCGAGCCGUAGGACUAAUAGUGGAAGGGCAUAAGGAGGCAGGAAGGUUAAAAGAUUCUAAGAUGCGAAGAUUUUUCAACGGGUUGAGGCAAGAUAAAGAAUCAAAUAAUGCUACUAAAUUUCUGUUUGUGGUCACAGUUUCACCUAAGGUUCCAGUUGCGGAACUUUCCCUUGCGUCCUGGUGGUUAAGCUUAAUGGCAAAUAAGUCAGACUAUGCAGAGAGAAAACGGUUCCUUGAGAUGCUUAAUAACGAUCAAUUAAUAGAAACCUACAAAAGUACGUUUGAUAAGCCAUUGGAACAAUUUCAUUUUCUGUUAAAUCUGAAUACUCCAACGCAAUUAGGAAAUAUCGCCAAAACAAGAGAUAUUCUAAGAUCAGUAUCGGAACAUACAGGUGUAUGCUUCAAUAUAUUGGAUAAUACUUUAAUGAAUUUUGUUUCUGACAUACCAUCUUUGGUCGUGGUAGAUUCCAGAAGCCCAGAUAUUUCUAUUAAGAUGGCUAGUGGCAUGCCAACUUGUGUAGCAGUAAGAUGCAAGUGCGCUUCGGAGUUGUAUCGCUCCAUAAAAUUGCUUGAGGAAAUGAGCAAUCCAUCUGUAUAUCCCACAAUUUCUCAAGAAGGCAUGCCCAUAUGUGUUCAUACUACCGGAAACCAGGAUGGAUUAUUAUGUGUCGACUACUCUACAGAAAUCGAAGAUGAGGUGCUCAGGUUGCUAGCGAGAGGUAUCACUCUGCCGAAAAUCCUACUAAAAAUUGGUAUCAAUGACAUUGCAGGCUUCUGCCAAAGCUGGACUGAUAGCAUGCUGAGAACUUACCUUGUCGGUAUCGAACUUGAAUGCAUUUGUUCUCAUUUUACCAACUACAUUGAAGACGAUAUGCCGGAAGAAUACAUGACAGAAAGAAAGGUUUUGGGUAAUAUCUUCUCAGGAACUAACAAUAACUCCAAUGCUGGUAAAUUAAACUGGUUUAAGUCGAUCUUUAGGUACCCAAAAGAGGGUAGUGCUGAACAACCAGACUCAACUAUGGACCAAAAUUUUGAAAAGCUUUUAGAAAUCAAAGAAAAUAUAAGCAAAUUCUCAACAAUACUGAAUUUGCUUAAUACCACUCUCAGCGAAAAUUAUAAUUAG